UUCAUUAGAAUGAGAUUUAAGAUAUAAUUGAAGAUCUAAUUUUAUAUAAAUCGAAGAACAGAUAAAAAACUUUUACAGUCGUCCUAUUUGCAUAAAAGAUAUCAUAUGAUACAUUAUAUUAAAAACGAAUAUACUAAAAAUAAAUUUAGAAAAUAACACAGUUUAAAUAAACAUUUUUUUAAUUCAUAACAUUAAUGGUAUAGUGUGCAUAGCUAAUAUAAAAGAAUACCAAUAUAGGUGUACGAUAUAAUCGUAUUUCAAAUCUCAUUGCAUUAAGGAACCACAAUAGUACAUAAAAAUCGUUCAAUAGAAGAAGUAGACGACAUACACUUAUCAUCCGAUCAAAUGAUUUCUUUGCACUAUGUCUCGAGCACUACCCUCCAGCGAAUGUAAAACCUGCAAAUGAAGAAACAAGAAUGAGUGCUCGCUAAUUAUCGACGAAAGUUUCCCCACUGUGUGUCCCCUUGCCUACAAAGCGCACACACGUGGAGGAGUUCAAACGAAGAGACGCGCGCUUGCGUUCUGACCAUAUCGUGUCGAAAGUUUCUAUCCUGUCGAUCAGUCGUCCCUGUACACCAGAGCUGUCAGUAUGCAUGAUCGACCAUACACCACAGUUGAUGAUCAGCUGAGAAACAUACAUUAUGAAAACGAUAUACAUUACACGCUGCAAAUGUGCCAAUGGCUGUUAAAACCAAUCGGAGUGUGGCCUCUCGUUAGUAAUCAUACCAGUAAACUAGAGCAGCUUGUCUCGGUCAUCCUGAUGAUCAUGUGCUUCUCCAGUUUGCUCUUUAUUAUCUUACCAUCAUUUUAUCAUAUCUUUUUCGUGGAGAAGAGUGUGCACGUGAAAGUGAAACUGCUCGGCCCAGUUGGCUUUUGUCUCUCUUCCACGAUUAAAUAUUGCUACCUUGGUGUGAAAGGAGCCUUCUUUGAACGAUGCAUCCAGCAUGUUGAAAAAGACUGGAAAAUGGUACAGGAUCCGAAUCAUCGAACGAUCAUGUUAAAAUAUGCGACGGUCAGCAGAAAACUCAUCACACUUUGUGCCAUUUUUCUAUAUACUGGCGGAAUGUCAUAUCACACGGUAAUGCAAUUCUUAUCGAAAGAAAGGAAUAAGAAGAAUUAUACAUUUAGACCACUGACUUAUCCUGGCUACGAUUCGUUCUUGGAUACUCAAUCCAGUCCUACGUACGAAGUUGUGUUUUUCCUCCAGUGCUUCGCUGCUAUGAUCAUGUACAGCGUGACGACGGUUGCAUACAGUUUAGCUGCGAUCUUUGUUACUCACAUUUGUGGACAGAUCCAAGUACAAAUAGCAAGAUUGCAUGAUUUGGUGGAAAACGAGAAGAGAAAGAACAACGGCCGUGAUUCUAUGUCCGUUAUUGUGCACGAUCACGUGGAAGUUUUAAGAUUUUCGAAAAAUGUUGAGGAAGCUUUGCGUGAAAUAUGUCUGACGGAGAUUGUCGAAUCGACGAUUAUUAUGUGUUUACUCGAAUAUUAUUGUAUGAUGGAAUGGCAAAAUAGCGAUGCGAUCGCCAUAUUAACUUACGUUACUCUGUUGAUCUCCUUCACAUUUAAUAUAUUUAUAUUUUGCUACAUAGGCGAAAUUCUCACUGAACAGUGUAGCCAAAUUGGUACAACUUCCUAUGAAAUCGAAUGGUAUCAGCUGCCAGCUAAGAAAGCUUAUGACCUAAUUCUACUGAUCUCCAUAUCUCACUAUCCACCAAAGCUGACGGCCGGAAAAAUAAUUGAACUGUCUCUGAAUACUUUUAGCUCUGUAGCAAAAUCGUCGGUAAUUUAUUUGAAUUUACUUCGAACAGUUACCGACUGGUAA
Molecule: messenger RNA, 1825 nt
Organism: Bombus huntii
Lineage: Eukaryota; Metazoa; Arthropoda; Insecta; Hymenoptera; Apidae
Product: odorant receptor Or2-like
Exons: 5
Coding region: 590-1825 (411 amino acids)
Biological process (GO): sensory perception of smell; detection of chemical stimulus involved in sensory perception of smell
Cellular component (GO): plasma membrane
Molecular function (GO): olfactory receptor activity; odorant binding
Source: RefSeq, a predicted model, not a curated record